ACAAACACCUAGCCUCCCCUCCUAAAUGGCAUCCACGAUUCCAACAACUCCAAGAUAUGGGGUCGACUGUGUCUGCGAAUGAUUACCUCGACAGCUUUCUUGAUAGCCGUUGCUCGAGCCCUCGCGAUUAUAUUUAUGCCUUCUACAACUUGUACUCCGAGGAGAUUCGGAAUAACAUCGAAGUCAACGUUAAGAAGGACCUAAUAGAGAUAGUAUGCCAAGCAGCCAAAGCUAUAACUAAGGAAACAGGAAGUUUGCGCAUCAUGACCUUUCGAGGUCGACAAUCCAGGCCCGUGGAUUUGUGGCAAUACAAAUUGCCCUCUUGGUGCCCUUUCUUUGGUGUUGAGUAUCUAAGUGAUUCUAUAUCCCCGAAACCUUGGGAAGAUCCCAUACGAUCCAGAAAGGACAAUGAGAUUGCUACAUUCUUAGAGGACGGGAAAUUAAUGGAAGUAAAAGGGUCAAUAAUGGGUCAUAUUUCCUGUAUGGUUUUCAAAACCCCGCCUGCUCUUCGGCCAUUUGAGAAUAUUGAUUUCGAUGAUGAGAGGAGAAUCAAAACCGAGUGGUAUUUUGCCCGAGAGUGCAUGUAUCUCGUCAUGUCUGUUUUGGCGGACCAAAAUGACAAUGAUGGGUUGCCCAAUAUUAGUCAAGAUGUGCCUGGUGGCGAGAUUUUUCUAGCCGUCAUUGUCGUACCCUAUAGCCUAUUGAUAGAUUGA
Aspergillus vadensis CBS 113365 is the source of this 713-nucleotide messenger RNA. RefSeq lists its product as uncharacterized. Lineage: Eukaryota; Fungi; Ascomycota; Eurotiomycetes; Eurotiales; Aspergillaceae. The transcript has a single exon. The record is from RefSeq and is a predicted model, not a curated record. The coding region runs from base 57 to 713 and encodes 218 amino acids.